AGGAAGAGAAGGGAAAAGGGGAGGAGGAGGAGAAGAGGAGGAAGAGGAGAAGGAGGAGAAGAAGAAGAGGAAGAGGAGAAGGAGGAGGAAAGGAAAGAGGAGGAGGAGGAAGAAGAAGGGGGCGCGCUUCUGCCCCCCGAUUUGGGGAAGGAGAAGAUGCGAUGGUGGUCCCGGCUCUCCUCUUGCGCGCAAGCCGGCUGCCUGCUCGCUCCUGCCCGCGCCUGAGCCAGCCGGAGGGAGCCUCCUCGCAGCUGCAGCGGUAGCAGCGGCAGCAGACACCCCCCUCCCCUCCCACUCACCCCCCCACCUCCCCAGGGCCAGAUCCGCGGGACCCCUCCCCGGCUGGAUGGACGGGGGGCGGCGUCCGCGGUACGAUGCUGCCCGCGGUGCUGCUGCUGCUGCUGCUGUGGCUGGGCUCGGCGUGCGCCCUGCAGCCCCGCGACGCCCCCGGCGGCUCCGGGCAGCCUCCCCGCGCCUCCCCCGCGCCCGCCUGGCCCCGGCGAGGGGAAGGCAGCGGCGAGAACGAGCCCUCGGCCGCCUGGACCCCCAACGGCCCUCGGCCGGCUCCUCCGCAGGGCGCCGAGAGCGCGCGCGCCGGCCCUGCCCCGACCUUCACCUGGCCGUCUCCGGCCCCUUCCUCGCCGCCACCCCCGGCCUCGGCCUGGCCUGCCCCGCAGGGGGGCACCCCCGGCCCCCCAACUGACGGGCCGCCCCCGUCGGCAGAGGAGGAGAAGGAGGAAGAAGAGGAGGAGGAAGCGCCGGUGCCCAGCGGAGCAGAUGUCUUUUGUAACUGCAGCUCCGUCGGAAGCACAAGUUUGAGUGAGUGCAACAGCACGGGUCACUGUCCCUGCCACCCAGGUUAUACGGGGCCCUCGUGCGACAGAUGCGAAGAUGGCUACUAUCUCGGUCAAGCUGACCAGCGUUGCCUUCCUUGCGAGUGUCACCUGGAGGACUCCAUCUCUUCGUCCUGCGACAACCUUGGGAGAUGCCAGUGCAAAGCUGGAGCCACGGGGAUCAAAUGCCUCCAGUGCCAGGAAGGAUUUUCCAAGUUCAACGGGACCACGUGCCAACCAUGCCAGUGCAACAAUCAUUCUUUGCAGUGUGAUCCUUUGACAGGCGCUUGCCUUAAUUGUCAUGGAAACACCGAAGGCACUCACUGUGAGAAUUGCAAAGGGCAAUUUUAUCGCAACCACUCCCAGCUCCACGAAUGUCUCCGUUGCCCUUGCUCCACGGAGUUUUCCAGCGGCAGCUGUCAAAUAAAGCCUGGUCAGCAGACCCCAACCUGUGACCAGUGCCGGCCUGGCUACGUCGGCCCUCUCUGUAAUCAAUGUGACAACGGCUACUACAGCUCGGACAGCGUCUGCCUCAAAUGCCAGUGCAAUGGGAACGUGGACCCAGCCCUUUCACCAAGAGUCUGCAGGGCAGAUACGGGGGAAUGCCUCAGUUGCCUCCACCACACAACUGGGCCUCAUUGUGAGAAGUGUCAAGAAGGAUAUGUCAAACUGUUGGAAGGAGGGAACUGUACCAAGGAAGAAUCUACUCUGGCCCCCAGGCUCAUCCCUGCAGCUCCAAAGGUCAGUGCAUCAACCAUCUCACCUACAGUGGUCUUGAACAGCACAUCGGGGCAGACCCCGGUAGAGACGGCUUUCCCAAGUCCAUCUUCUGAAAACAGCACCUUGACGUUGGGGGAGGUCUCUUGGGCCCAGUUCAACAUCAUUAUCCUCACCGUGAUCAUCAUCCUGGUGGUGUUGCUGAUGGGCUUUGUAGGCGCCGUCUACAUGUACCGUGAAUAUCAGAACCGGAAGUUGAACGCUCCUUUUUGGACCAUCGAACUGAAGGAGGACAACAUUAGCUUCAGCAGUUACCACGACAGCAUCCCCAACGCGGACAUUUCCGGCCUGUUAGAAGAUGACGGCAACGAGGUGGCACCCAACGGGCAGUUGACGUUGACCACGCCCAUGCACAACUACAAAGCGUGACAAAUCCAAAGCUGGCAAGCUUUCUAACUUGAACAGAUCAGUGCUUUGGGAGAAGACUGGAUGAUUCCCGCGAUUCAUGCAGGAGGAACGAGAUGUUUUCCUUUUUCCUGGGUUGACCUAGCUUCCGGUCGAUUGUUCAACAAGAAAAAGAGCGUCGGGCAACGAUGGAGGCGAGUCAAAUGAGAAGUACGGAUGGGGUUCGGCUCAGCCUUUCUGAGGCCACCGUGGGUAUUUGCUUGUAUUUUUUUAAAAGAAGCAGCUGCUUGAAUAAUAUAUUUUUGUACGGAAGCGUUGGAGAUGUCCCUCAGAAAUCCUCUCAUUGCUACUCAGAAAACCCAGAACCGAAUUUUUUAAGCGCUUAUUGGAAACGCGAUCAACGACAAGAGGACAAGCGGUUUGGGAAAAGAAGAAUUUUUUUUAAAAAAAAAAAACGUUUCCCGGUCCGAGUUUUUGCUAUUUAAAACGAUUGACGGAUUCAGACGGAAGAACAGCGACCAAAGUUUUGCCUAAGUCUUUCGUUCUCUUUUCUCUUUUGGUUUUAAGAAAAGGGACCGAGGCGUCCUCUUUCCCUCCUUUUGUGAAUAGUUCCUUUCCAAGCUAGUAACCUUAUUUAAAAAGUUCAACGUGGCUCUUUGUUUUCCCGUCUUGCUUCGACCUGGAUUCCUUCCCCGAUAGAAAAGGUGAAAGAAGAACGUCAAGAUUUAUUUCCAGAGCAGAAAACGGUGUGUAUACAGAAUGUAAACAAUAGAUUUCUUCGGCUGCAUUUGUAACUAUUGUACAAAAAGAAGAAGAAGAAGAAUCAGGCGUCGAAUUUUAACUGUUUUAAGAUUUUUAUCUGUACAGGGGUUUGUGGCGUUGUUAAAAAAAAAAAAGCGAGGCCAAAUGAAACCAAACCCAAGCUAAGAAUUGGGGUGGGAGAAAGUAAGUAUUGUAUUAAAGUGCUGUAAAUUUAGAGGGCGAAUGUCUGGAGCUGGGACUCCAGUCAAAACAGGUUUGUGGCUAAUAUUUCCUCUUCUAAUAAUACAAGUUGUUUGCAGCUUCAA
Messenger RNA from Crotalus tigris (Tiger rattlesnake), 3022 nucleotides. It is a transcript of the gene MEGF9, whose product is annotated as multiple EGF like domains 9. The record is from RefSeq and is a predicted model, not a curated record. The transcript has 6 exons. Gene Ontology annotation, molecular function: extracellular matrix structural constituent. Lineage: Eukaryota; Metazoa; Chordata; Lepidosauria; Squamata; Viperidae. Gene Ontology annotation, cellular component: basement membrane. Gene Ontology annotation, biological process: axon guidance. The coding region runs from base 375 to 1979 and encodes 534 amino acids.